AAGGUUAGAGGUGUUGAGGAAAACGGAAGUCGUAGUUGGCCUUCGAUGAAUUUUAUUAGUUUGCAAGAAGGGUAUGGAAAGGACCUCUAUCACGCCAGAUCAGCUAUUAAGGAUAUUCAAUGAAGCGCCUUCGUCAACCUUAUCGCCUUCCAAGAUCUGUGGUCAAGAAAAAUUUUACACCCAUCCACCUUUGCUACCUGGAGAGCAGAUUAUUUCACAGCAGGAUCAUGUAACAUGUGUGGACACCUUUGAUGAUAUUACAGAAGGAGUACUCCACAUCACCACCUACAGAGUUAUUUUUGCUGGUUCUCAUAUGAAGCAUGGCCUAGAUGAACAUGAGUUUGUUGAUGCUGAUCCUGAGGAAGUGGCAAGGAGAGGGCAUCACUUUCAAACAAGCUCUAGGAAGGCCUCCCCUAGCCACUCUAAAUGUCACGCAAUCAGGAAUUUUGAAGCGACUCUUCCGAGGAAACCAAAUAAAAGGUUGAGUGCCCAUAAUAUUUCUAAGAAAAUAAAAUCAGGUGGUGUGAGAAGAGGACUGCGGCACAGCCAGUCAAUGAAAGGGAAGAACCAUGCAGUGGCUACUCUUCCUGGUGUUUGUGAACAGAGUGUCAAAUUACAAACCCUGAGGCCAAUAAUUCUGUCAAAUAUUGAACAUAUUGAUCAUAGUUAUGAAGUGGAAGUGUCCAUUCCUCUUUCAAGCAUUUUUGACAUUAAGAAGUUCUCCAAGAAGAACUUGCCAAAAGACAAACAAAUGUUUUUGUUGGAUGGAUUUGAAAUUUUCUGUAGCAACAUUCAAUCACAUAGGUUCUGUCCAGGUCUUAUGACCACAAUUGAUGCAGAGGCUGUUAUGAAAAUCAUUCUCCAAACUUCAAAAAUAGAUUUUUCUAAGUUAUUUGCCUUUACUUAUAAAAGCUCCAUCAUUCUGCCUACGUCAUGUACUAUUUUGGACAGUAAAGAUGCUCCCAACUUCUUUAAGUUUGAAGUUGAGUGUGACCGACUCAAGUUAUUCCAUACUGGAAACUGGCAAAUUCACAAAGGAACACGGCCUUUACACUAUCCAGCAAAAGUGGUUGUGCCGAUUUCAGUGACAAAGGAGGAGUUAACUGAAAUAGCUGACGUUCACAGAGGAGAAGGAUGUUUCCCAGUAGUUUGCUGGAGACAUAUCAAUUGCGGUGCAGUCAUGUUAAGGUCUCCUGCAGCAUUGUUCAGAAGAGGCCUUAAAGACUCGCGUUGCCCAGCAGAUGAGAAGUAUCUUGUAACAGUCAGCGCACUUAGUGAAGCUGCUACAGAAAAACUGGUUGUUUUCACUGAACAAAUAAGACAGUCAGGAGGAGGGUUACUGAACUCUUCUCAACAAGUGACUCAAAUGACAGGACAGCUCACUCCACAAGAAGGCGAGACUUUCUAUUAUCCUAACAUCAAGUUUAUGUAUGCUGAGGGAAUACCAGAUGUCAAAUCUGUGAAGCAGAGUGCGUACAAACUUCAAGCAGUUCUCGCAAACAGAAGUGAUGACAGUAAAUGGCUUUCUGCGCUGGAUGAUUGUGAUUGGUUGAUGCAAGUCAGCGAGCUGCUCAAAACAGCCACUCACAUUUCAGUUGCUAUGGAUUGUGACAAGUCAUCUGUCAUGAUCAGUUAUGAAGACGGAAUGGACAGAACAGCUCAGGUGACAAGUCUUUCUCAGUUGUUGCUGGAUCCUUUUUAUAGGACAGUGGCUGGCUUUCAGAUCUUGAUUCAAAAGGAAUGGUUAUCAUUUGGUCACAAAUUUUACUCCCGUACCAUGUCCCCGCAGGCUCAUGAUGAUUACAGUCCGGUGUUUCUUCAAUGGUUGGACUGUGUUUGGCAGGUCCUUCAACAGUUUCCAUUCUCAUUCGAGUUUAACAGCCUUUUACUUGAGGUAAUUGCAGAACACGUUUAUUCCUCGCGAUUUGGAACGUUCAUUGCCAACGCAGAAAGCGAGAGAGAAGAGGAAGAAUAUGAGGAUAAGACAAUUUCCCUUUGGACCUGGUUAAACGUGACUACCAUGGCAAACCCUGAAAAGUUCAUCAAUUUGCGUUAUAAGGAACAACAGCAACAGAGAGUGCUUCGUCCCCUGUACAGAAUACCUUAUCUUAAAUUGUGGUCGUCAUUCUAUGUCAAUCGAUAUCGUUAUGAUCAUGUUCACGAUGCUUCAAAAGCAGCCGAGCUGGAGGCACUGAAACUAGAAGAUAGAUACGAGGAGCUCCAGGAAAAAUACUGCAGCUUGAUUCGUAAACUUGCCGAAGUGGACUCCGAAGAUUACUCUUCUACAUUUUCCUUCCACACAGCUACUCUUCACCGUGCCUUGCAAAAAAAGAGUUCAAACGAUCAUUUUAGCGUGUUUAAGGGUAGCAGGAACAGUUCGCUUGAUAACGGACUUGACGCAUCCGGGACCUGGCCAAACGAGGCUUCUAACCUGUCCGAAGAGGACCCGGAUACUCUGAUGUCAUCUAUGAAGUCGUUGUCCAUGCCGAGGAGGCGGAUGACACGCAGUCGUUCGUUGGAUGAUAUGUUGACCACUGAUCUGCGGCAAAAAAGAGCUCCUAAGAAAACAACGUUGUUGCGACGGGUCGGGAGCAGCAAAUUCUACACUGAGCAGAUAGUGAAUGCUGUCAAUGCAGAGCCUACCACUGAUGUGAGAAAUCUUCCCAUCUCCGAGAAAUACAACAGUCUAAAAGAGUACCUCGACAGCGAAGGUAUCGAUCUUGGUUCAGAGAAGGAUGUUAUAGUGACUGAAUCACGAUGCUGUGGCUAUAUGGUCAAACAAGGACAGGUUCGAAGGAGUUGGAAGAGACGAUGGUUUGUCCUCGACCUAACUAGGAAAUGCUUGGCUUACUUUGAAACGGAAAAGGCGGAUAUUCCCAAAGGAGCUAUCAGCUGCAAGGCCAUCACCCGUGUGUACGAACACAAGAAGUGUGGCAAGAGCAAAAAUCGGUUCCUGUUUUGUGUGGAUACUCCAGAUCGUACAUACACUAUGUAUGCACCGAGUGAACAAAGUAUGAACAUUUGGAUAACGUGUCUUACGAUAUCACCGGCCGCUAUCGAACUUCAAAGAGACGAAACGUAGCAAACCCACCUGGAAUGCCGUUGGAAACCUUCUAACAAUGGCUAGAGAAUUGGCAUUGCAACGAGUGUGACUGUGAGAUGAAAUCUUUCAGAAGCUGGUCAAAUACCUCUUCUCGAGAUUGCCGCCCUAACUUGGCUGCAAGCAAGAAGCAAGAAGCAAGAGAAACAAGUUAAGAUGUAGAUAAUUUUGCACGUUGUGGAUGCAAACUAGGCAUCAUUGAGUUACAGCGGGACAUUCAGCAAAAUUCUGUGCGAGUGACAAAUCGCAAUUUAGAUGGUGGUCUUUACAGGAAACCAUUUUAUACCAUAGUACACUGUUUUUCAAGGAACCAUUGUUGGUCUGAGUCAUUGUGUUGUGUGGCAUUGUUUAUUUAUUCUCUCUUAAAAUUGUUUGAAUGCCACCAUACAAACAAGGCUGAGUAGUAACAAUGGCUUCCUCGCUGACACAUGGAUAGUUACGAAAUGAUACAUAUUUGGGAAAUUCUGCAGUCGCGUUAUUUUGGCGCGAAAUUCUGCGCUACGCAACAUAUUUUUCAUUGAAUAUAGUAUCUCCUGUCAACUAAUCAGACGUGAAUAUUUAGGGCACUAGUCUUACAGUAGUAUAACAACUGAGGGGUAUUUGUUAACGGUGAUAUCAGGCUAAUGCUCACUUAACUUUUCAGUGUUUGUUUGUUUCUUUCUUUCUUUCACUCUUUUCGUGACGGAUUUCUUGUAGGGGUUGGUACGUGUAAGAGCUGUUCACGUGCAAAGUAGUUUAACCCUUUAACCCCUAAGAGAGAUUACCCUCUAAUUUCUCCUCACAGUAUCUCCUCUGAAUCAAACAUUACAAUCAUGAGAAUUAUGAAAAUAAUCAACAACUACAGAAGCUGUGGACUGUUAAGCAA
Messenger RNA from Pocillopora verrucosa, 3965 nucleotides. RefSeq lists its product as uncharacterized. The record is from RefSeq and is a predicted model, not a curated record. Lineage: Eukaryota; Metazoa; Cnidaria; Anthozoa; Scleractinia; Pocilloporidae. Gene Ontology annotation, molecular function: phosphatidylinositol-3-phosphate phosphatase activity. Gene Ontology annotation, cellular component: cytoplasm; membrane. Gene Ontology annotation, biological process: phosphatidylinositol dephosphorylation.